AGAUGGGCUUUGACCCGACUCGGCUCAAUAUGUACGGCCCAAUAUAUAACUUAUUCUCAAACGUGAUCGGCAUAUCUCCGCAUCCAAACGAGUUGCCUGGAUUAUAUUUUAUGAAAUGUUGUGAAGUGUAAGAAAUAUAUAGUUACGUCUAUAUAAAAUUAUUUAAGUAGUUUAUCGACAUUUCACUGAAAUUACUACGAUGUUUCUUUGACGGAUAAAUUAUCCAAAUUUCAAAGUCUAUUAUCAUUGACCUUAUGAUGAGCUCCAUUAUCGAUUCACUGAAAUUACGACGCUGUUUCUUUGAUGGAUAAAUUAUCCAAAUUUCAAAAAAGUCUAUCAUUGGGAUUAUCAUGAGCUCCACCAGCCAUGUGAGUGGUGCAAUGUGCAAGAAAGCCUCUCCGUUUACUUUAUUUGUGUAAAUGAACAGUUGCCAAUCAAGUUCACCACAAACAUUAUUUAACAAGUUUUGGACCCAUUGCAUCGAAGUUUCACAUUCACCCAAGGCUCAUGUGUACUUUGGGUCUUUAAAUAAUAUAUUUAAAAAGCCCAAAUCUCAAACAAUCUUUUAUGAUAUCUACAAAGCUUUCUAUCCACACCUCAUUGCCACAAAACUUCUCAACUCAUGACAAGGAGCUUCUCUCACACACUUUUGCCCCUUUGUAUAAAGCGCGCCAAAACCUCUGUUCUAUUCUAUCACACCAAAGCUGAAUUAACUACCAAAGACUCUUCUUCUCCCCCUCGCUUCUCGUAAUAUUUUAUUUUUGUCUACUUUGGCUGCAAAGAUGUUGGACAUAGCGUAUGAAUUGGUGGGACAAGCCACGUCGAACUCGCUUCUUAUGUUCUGUUUCUGCAACCUCAUCAUAGUCAUAAUCCUCACUGGAUCCUCAAAACCCGGUUCGAUGGAUUCUCAAGAUUACAACACUUUUACUUCCUCUGCGAGCUUCAACAGCCUUGCUUCUGAAGAUCAUGAUCGUUGUGGUGAUGAUCAUGAUCAUGAAGAGAUGAUUGUCAUUGAUGUUCAAGAUGAGUCUCUGACCGAUCCCUCCAGCAUUCCAGACGAAUACGAGGACAAAGAAAGCUGCCAUUGUUGUCAUGAUGAUGAUGAGGAGGACGAGGAUGAUGAUGAUGAUGACGAGAGCAGUGAGGCUGAUGUUGAAGAAGAGGAAGAAGACGAUGAGUUAAGAAAGAGAGCAGAAGAGUUUAUAGCAAAAGUCAACAAUGAAUGGAAGCAUGAGAAGCUUAGAGCUUUGAAUUUAGUUUAUUGAUUUUGAUAAAAAAUUUAAACCGUUAGACAUACUUUUUU
Brassica napus (rape) is the source of this 1303-nucleotide messenger RNA. Its product is annotated as transcription factor SPT8-like. The transcript has a single exon. The coding region runs from base 783 to 1265 and encodes 160 amino acids. Lineage: Eukaryota; Viridiplantae; Streptophyta; Magnoliopsida; Brassicales; Brassicaceae. The record is from RefSeq and is a predicted model, not a curated record.